This is a messenger RNA of Actinia tenebrosa (Australian red waratah sea anemone), 3156 nucleotides long. Its product is annotated as ADP-dependent glucokinase-like. The record is from RefSeq and is a predicted model, not a curated record. Gene Ontology annotation, biological process: glucose metabolic process. NCBI's taxonomy places the organism in Eukaryota, Metazoa, Cnidaria, Anthozoa, Actiniaria, Actiniidae. Gene Ontology annotation, cellular component: endoplasmic reticulum. Gene Ontology annotation, molecular function: ADP-specific glucokinase activity.
CUUGGCCACGUCGCUGGAACAAAACCCUAAACAUUUACAAAGUUCUUCUUUGAAAGAAUUUCCUCUAAAGGAAUUUUAGAUUAUUUUUUUAAAAGAGAUCUCCAUGUUUUGAAGGAUUCUUCAGAAUUUAUUCAUCCCUGAAUAAAUUAUUUGAGUGCAGGAUCGUCGAUCGGGAUUAUCAGGUUUUGUUUACUGACCAAGAUCAGCUGGGCUGAGGAUGGCAUCGUCUUAUGGAGUAGUUGCAGUAUUAGUACUAAUAGCUGCCCUCUUUGCAGGCUAUUAUUACAGGAAGAUUUCCCACGAGAAGCAUCUAAGAUCUAUUAUGGACGGCAUGCUGGCGUUAGAGCGAAAUCACUCUGUCACGCACUCGCCUGUAGCAGUCCUGGCCUUUGAGUCAACAAUGGAUGUCUUUGCAGACUCCUUUGAGCUGUUGAAGGCACUAGGGAUCGAGCCUCCUCAAAAAGCCUUCCCUCACGAAGUCAUCGACAGCGAAACAGCCCUUGCAGAGACUUUUGCUUACUUUUUUGAACACAGUGUAGCGUCUUCAAAGUACGUGGCUAACAAAGAGCUCUUUCGAAAGAUGGCUGAAAAAGCCAACAAUUUGCAAAGCACCAAGUUUAUUAUUGGAGGGACUGCUAUUGCAUUUGCUAAACGUCUGACUGUAGAGAGAUGGAGGACCCAUCUUGCUGUUUUAAUGACUGAAUCCACCAAGAAACAUUUACCAGAUGAUAUCACAGUAGCUGGUUCAGUACCAGAAGAUGAUGACAUUCAUUUAAUUCUUGAAUUCCCAGGCUUUGAAAAUUGGGGAGACAAGUUUGUCUCUCAGCGGUCCAAUAGGAUGGUCCUUCACAGUGACAUCAAUAACCCUUAUCUAAAGUCAUUAGAGGAUUUAAAAGCUGUGACUAAGCGAGAGGAACCCAACAUUGUCAUAAUUGGAGGGCUACAUAUGUUAGAUAAUUUUCCAUUCAAGGAUGGCGAGAGAGGUGAACGACUUGGAGAACUAGCCAAGUACCUUAGUGCUCUAUCCCCCCAGGUAUUGGUUCACUUUGAGAUGGGGGUAUUCCAUGAGCAUGCAUUAUUUGUGGAUUUGCUUGAGUAUGUGUUCCCAUACUCAGAUUCCCUUGGAAUGAACGAGCAAGAUCUUCCUAAUUUGCUGACAAUGUUGAAGGACAAUAAGAUUACAAAAACAGCCACUCAGAAACCAAGGGUUGCAGCAAUACUUGAUCAGAUGCGUCAAGUGUACAAGCUUCUACGAGCCAAGCCAUUGGGUAAUGGAAAGAGGAAAGUAACAAGGCUCCAUUUACAUACCCUUGCGUUCCAGGUCAUGAUGACGACAAAGGAUUCUUCAUGGAAAAACACACAAGCAGCUACUGCCAAAGCGUCGCUUACGGCUACACGAUACAUUUGUGGUUCAAACUUCAUACAUACGAAUAAAACUAGGUUAAUCAUGGAUGAAUCAUUCUCUUUGAGUACCUACCCUGGGAGUGAUCGCAUGCCACUCAAUGCAGAUAAUCCUGUCCCAUGUUGGGAUGAAGAGGAUUACGAGUUCUGCGUAACCCCUGUUUUAGUGUGUACUGACAUUGUUCAUACUGCUGGUGGCGGUGAUAAUGUAUCUGGAGCUGGUUUGACUUUGCAAGUUUGAUAUGACAUUUAAUUCCUUUAAAUGACAGAUAAUUUAAGGGUUACUCAGUCUGUUAUCCUUUUCUGCAUAUCUAAAAAGCACUUGUAGAUUUGAAUGCCAGUAAGUGCCGGAGGUUACUGUAGCAUAUAAAAGUUUACAAGCAUAAUGGGGUUUAUACAAGUGCAUGCAUGGUAUCCUUCAAAAUUUGUAAAGGUGUUUAACGUCGUGCCAGAGACUGUUCCCAAGUGUUUUGAGGAAUGGAUGAUAUGACGCACACUAUUUAAUAGCAUUUUUCAUGUCUCUAGUUGUAACAAUUUGAUUAGUAAAGCUGUUAUCCACAUUCGACUUAACAUUUGAAAAUACAAAUUAAAACAAAAAUCCAAAUGAGGGGUAUUUAAAAUUAGAAAACCAUCAUUGAAUGCUAGAAAAAAAUUAUAAUGCAGGGCUUAAAAUAACAACCAGUUAAGCUAUACUAGUCAUCUGUUUCUAGCUCAACCUAAAUGUUACUUUUCGAAAUGAUUAGCAAGGCAAAGAUUUGACCAGACAAUAAUAAUUAUUGUAAUUAUUUAUAAUUAUUAUUAUCAAUUAUUUUGGACCAACAUUUUCUGAAGACCAGCCAUUCUUUUAAGCCCUCACAAUGUUUUGUUUAUGGUUUGAUAUGCUAAGUUCACUUUUUCAAAAUGGUGGUUUCAAUGCAUGGGUGAUGAAAAAUUAAUUCAAAAAUUAGAAAUGAAAAUGGACACUUUAUUUGAGUCAUCUAAUGAGCUUCUGGUUAAAUUAAAAUACUUUACAUUUUUUUCAUAACAGUUUUGUGGAAAGAAUUUAAUAUCCGUUGGUAUCUGCAAGGUCUGUUUGUGGCUGGACACAGACUACCUAAAAGCAGAACUUUGUCGGAUCCUAAGCAGGGUUGUAGCGAGACCAAAUUGUUUACCAAGACAAACAAGUGGCAAAGGCAGGAGCAACAAGGAGGUUUUGGGGCAAGCAUUCCUUGAAAAUUUUGAAAUUAAGACUCUGGGAAAUGCAAUUUGCAGAGUUUUGAAGGCCUUUUUUUGUGUGUGACAUUUUACAGAUGCGACUGCCUUGCUUGCCUCAUACAGUAGUGGCUACGGCCCUGCUUAGUCUUACUGUAGUUGUUUUAGGGACUAGACAUUAAAUUUUUUCCUUGCACUACUAGGAUUGGCAUUGUAACUACUAGCUUUGAUACACAACUUUACCACUUUUUAUAACAUAAGUAAUAAGUUCAUUAUGGCCAGCGAGCUGGUAGAUAAGAUGCUCCCACCUUUGAAAAGAAAAGAAAGAGAAAGGAAAAUGAGAAAAUGGGUAAAUAGGGUUUUGAAAAUAAUUAUAGAUUAAUUCUAUUACUCAUAUGAAAAGUGUACCCAUGGUAAGACUAGUCUAGCUAGACUGGCUAGUCUAUUAUUGUGUUAACACUGUUAGACAACCUGUCAAUGUCCAUUGGACAUAAGAUUGAUCAUUUUAUUUUGUAUUGUGGUUUAAAUGGGAUCUUCCAAGAAUUAAAAAAAAAUUUUUUUUAA